AUGUUUUUAACUAUUUCAUACAUCAUCAUAAUAAAAAGUGAUGGUGGAGAUCGUUUAAUUAAAGAUUUGUACGGUUGGACAUCAGAGGCGGCUGGUGUUUCUCAGAGAAGUGUUCAACGAGUUGUCUGUGAAGUACGCAAUCAAGUUAUAGCGGCUGUUAAAGCGUCAACAUCACAGCAAUCUCCCUCAGGAGAAGGAGAUCCACCAGCAUCCAAAACAUUGGUGCCUCAAGUUACUUUUAGAACACCGGGUAAAAAGCGACCAAGGUUAGCAAAAAAAUCUUCAAACUAA
Messenger RNA from Parnassius apollo (apollo), 291 nucleotides. The record is from the annotation of a GenBank genome assembly. NCBI's taxonomy places the organism in Eukaryota, Metazoa, Arthropoda, Insecta, Lepidoptera, Papilionidae.